Molecule: messenger RNA, 952 nt
Organism: Anopheles aquasalis
Lineage: Eukaryota; Metazoa; Arthropoda; Insecta; Diptera; Culicidae
Product: RNA transcription, translation and transport factor protein-like
Source: RefSeq, a predicted model, not a curated record
AAGAGGAUUGCGUGUUCUGCUUCGUGUUUGGGAAAUUUGCCGGUUUGUGGAUCGAAUUUAGCUACCUUUUUUUAGGCGUACAAUGUUCGAACGAUAUCUAGCCGCUCUGCAAUACACUGGAAGCCAGCCGGUGAACAUUAAUGAUCUGAAAGAAUUCCGCUCCCUCGUCGUGUGGCUGGAAGACCAGAAGAUCCGCCACUAUACGAUCGAAAAUCGGGAAGAUCUGAAGAAGGUUGGCUCAGCCGAUCCGUGGAAUGCCGCCUACCGACAGUAUCAGCAUGACGUGGGUAUGCCGCAGGAGCUAGAAACGCGCCAGGAGCAACUAACGUGGUUGCUGCUGCACGCCAUCCGGCUGGAGUAUUCCGAUAAGGUGGAAACGUAUCGACCAUACACGGCAGCAAGCAAGCUGGCCGAGGAGAAGCCAUCAACGGUGCCGGAAGUGAAAUCGACCAAUCCCUUCGACAGUCUCGAUUUCACCAACGCACAGUUCGCCGAGGGUGCCCGCAAUCUGGCCGAUCGGUUGGGAAUCGCUUAUCACCCCGAUCACCUCGUGUCGCUGCGUGCGGCUGGACGGGUGAUUCACGAUUGCCUCAACAAGGAAACGCUCAAAGAGCCCCUUCCAACCGGUCUGGCGAGUGCGCUUGCACAGCUCGGCAUAGGAAAAACGGCCGGCCACGGGGGUGGCACCAAGAAAGAUGAUCAGAUCAUCGACGAGGCGACCAAAAUUUUCCGACUGCUGCAGAUACAGAAUAUACGCAAAAUGCAGACCACCAUCAACGAGACAAUCGUUACCGUGCAAGACAUUACCGCCGACCCGAAGACUGACUCAGCCUUGGGAAAGGUGGGCGUGUGAAGAGUCAGCUCCCCUUUGUGAUACGUACAACAGCGUACAUAUGCUUAAUCUAUGUUACUAAUUAAUAAAGCAACCCAACAAAUCAUUGUUUCUUUUUAA